Aspergillus pseudotamarii is the source of this 1257-nucleotide messenger RNA. RefSeq lists its product as uncharacterized. Gene Ontology annotation, molecular function: mRNA binding. The record is from RefSeq and is a predicted model, not a curated record. Bases 1 to 1257 code for a protein of 418 amino acids. Gene Ontology annotation, cellular component: cytoplasm; ribonucleoprotein complex; nucleus. The transcript has 4 exons. Lineage: Eukaryota; Fungi; Ascomycota; Eurotiomycetes; Eurotiales; Aspergillaceae.
AUGCCUCAUCCACAGAAAGGAAAAUCAAGAUCUCGUGGGUCAGAUGAGGAGUUCGUUCUAUUCCUCCAAGGUAUUCCAGCCCACUGUCGCUGGCAAGAAUUGAAGGAUCUAGUACGCCAAACAGCCUUGCACAUCCGACAAGCUGUAGUAUACGAUGACCACCACGGGUUUCCCACCGGACUGGGCCAGAUCAUCGUGAAAAACGAAGAGGAAGCAUGGCGGACUUACCAUAGACUAUCCACCAAUGGCUGGGAAGGACAGAGCUUAGUCGUGACGCUGGCUCGGACUAGCUCACCUACUCGGCCCAUUGCAGGACCAACGAAAAGUCCACACUGUGUGAUCCCAUCAGACUACGUUGCCGGGUAUUCGACGCCCCCAAGAGUCUCGCGGAACAUGGCCGUGCCUCCAUCGCCCAUAUCUCCGGAACCCAUGAUAGCCGGGACCAGCCCAACAUAUCCACCUCCAGAGUAUGGACAUGCCCCGGUCAUGGGGCUGCCACACCAGUCUUUCUUUCCCAUUUACCCCGAUCCGCUAUCGCAAUCCAUGCCAGGGAUUCCCCCCUCACCAGCUCUCCAACCCCCCUUCUGCGACCCCCUCACCUUCACCGUCUACCCACCAUACCCGGUCUCCCCCAUACCCGCCUUCCAGGACGCCUCCCACCGCACAAACCUCCAUAAACCCACCUAUAGCUACAGCUACAGCUACACUCCCACCCCGAUCCCCGUCUACGCCCCGCACUCGCAAAGCAACGGCAACAACCCCCGGUCUCCCCCGCGCCGAACAGUCUUCAUCCAAAACCUCAGCCCUAGAACCACCCAAUCCGACCUACACUCCCACCUCCAAGACAUUGGUUCCAUCGAAUCCUGCGAAGUGCCCCUCGACCCCACCACAGCCCGCUGCAAGGGCUUCGCCCGUAUCACCUUCCGUACCGCCGACGAAGCCAAACGCGCCGUCGCCAGCUACAACAACUCCAUCUUCCUAAACGCAAAGAUCAGAGUCAAGAUCGACCGCCCCGUGCCCUACGCUGCCUCCUACGCUGCCUCCUAUGCCCUGACUCCCCCGUCCACGAUGCCGGUCAGUGGCGUCUCUGCCCCUCCUCCAACCACCUACGCGCCUGAGCACAUUAUCACCACACCGACAACCGAUGAAUCACCCAAACCAGAGCCCACCACCGAAGAAGCAUCUCAGACGAAAUGUCGACCGGGGCCAUUAGUCGUAAAUGGAUCUGGGAUUGGUCGCAAGGAGAUUACUACCUGA